CACAAUGAACAUGCUACCAGGCCAGGCUUUUCUCUUCAUAGGCCGCUCAAGGGACUUUCGAAAGGGAUUGUCCUGUCCACAUCAGCGGACAGUCAUGUGCUGCACUCUGUUACAAGUCAAAGUGCAAAGGAAGUCCCAGCAGACGGCUCGAGCUUCGACAACCAGGCGCUAGCGAGUCUUUAGGAAGGAUGGUUGCAAUGCUCAGAAGGAGUUUUUGCAAAGGAGGCAUCUCAGGUGGAUACGGUAUUCUCCCUCGGACUGAAGCUCAAGAAGCUUAUCCGGCUUACCGUACUUAGUACCCGGUGUUUCCCUUGGAUCAGGCGACGUGUCCGACUGGUUCCAAAAGCAAAUUAGAUCUUGGGUGGGACAGAACACAGGAAAACAAGAAUGCGAUCAAAAGAAGCUGUCAGCAGCCACGCACACUGGUUCUUGUUGUUCCUGCAACCUGCAGCGCCGCGUGGGCAUUUCUAUUCUUCUAUUCUUCUCAUUAUCAAUCAAUCCGACCAUGAGGGUAUUGAGAGGUUUACUUCCGGUCGUGGCGGUGCAACUAGCCUUGCUGCCAUCCUUCUGUUUGGCGGUCGAGGAAACAAGCGAGGAACGAGAGUUAUCAUUUCUACCCAGCACUGACGAAACAGAAGUUCAUGAUGUUCUGUUGGAGAUUUCCGCCGCCACAAGUCAGGAAGACUUUGAGUCUGAUGUGAUUCACGGGAACGUCCGAGGAGGAAGAGAACUUGCUACAUGCUACAGCUAUGAUGACUGCGGCAGCUGUUCUGAACUGUCGCGUUGCCAUUGGUGCGAUCAUGACCAACGUUGCCAUGUCAAGGGCUCCUUUUCGGGUUGCUUAGAGGGCAGUACGUGCUCCAGGGGCGACGAUGACAAGAAGGACGCUUGCUCGCAGCACUCUACUUGUUCUGAUUGCGGAAACUCUCAUAGCUGCCAUUGGUGUGCGCACGACGAUUCCUGUCACAGUAUCGGCAGCAUCUACGGCUGUGUCAAAGGGGUGGAUUGCUACUCGAACGAUCGUUGUCGCCGCAAGGAACCAGAGCCUCUGGCUGCCGAGAAACAGACAUUUACCAACAUGGGAUUCUUUCCAUUGGGUGUUGCGGCAUUCAUUUCCAGUCUUUUACUGUUGUGUGCUUCCUCUUGUUUGUUCUGUGCCUGCAGAACAAGAAAGACACAUGGUAGCGGACAUUAUGAAUUACAGGCAGAGGACGCCGGUUAUGCGCUGUUGACAUGCGAAGAGGAGUCGGCAACAUCAUCAUCCACCGAACCAGAGAAUGAGGUACCACAGGACAAACAACCGGCUCCGGUACCCAAUGUAGAAGAAGCCCUAUCUCCAGAAGAGACCGGUGCCCGCGCCGAGGAAGACCCAGAGAAAAAUUACCAAUCCAUGGAGGUCGAAGAACCACAAUCGCAAGGGCAACAGGAAGCUACUCCUCUGCUCACAGGAGGAGCGCAAGAUAGUUCAGAGGAAAUUUCUCAAAGCCCUACAAAGUGUGCGAGGAGGUUGCUGCAUGUCUGUACUGGUUUCUAUGUCCUGGCGGUAGUAUUCAUUGGAAGUCUCACCUUCGGCGCCAUUCGAUUAUACCCCAAGAUUCCAGAAUACUCGGUCUGCAACGAUUCCGUGGGCUGGUCCAAGCUGUUCGAAAAGAUGGCUACCGGAAAUCUUAUGGUGGACUUUGAGGUUCUCAUGUCCAUUGAAAACGCCAACCAUCUGACCGUUGCACUAGACGAAGGACACGGUCUCUUCAAGUAUGAUGGUACUGUUAUUGGAAGCUAUACAAUUCCUCCAGUAAAAGCGUCCGCCAUGGCCAUCACAGACGUUAUGAUUAUUGCGACACUGCACCCUCCGAGCUGGGAGGCAAUCGCGUUGGCAAAGGAAUAUUACGAUGGAAAAUUGGUGUUGGAAGUAGAUGCCGACGUGGUUGUGAGGACGCCGUUCUUCCUCAACUAUUCACAAGCCGUCUCCGUGAAAGACCAGGCCGUCAACAUCAAUGAAGAAUCGGAUCGUCAUCUGUGCUCCUGCCAAAAGUGGGAUGGCAGCAACAGCACCCUCUUUGUUCAAGUCAAACAUUUCUUGGAUGGAUUGUAGUGGCUUGUGUGCAUGUUUCAAAAAUAGAAAAAGAAUGAAGAAUUAGGCUACGUUUUGCAUUUGAAAGUUUG
This is a messenger RNA of Seminavis robusta, 2163 nucleotides long. The record is from the annotation of a GenBank genome assembly. NCBI's taxonomy places the organism in Eukaryota, Bacillariophyta, Bacillariophyceae, Naviculales, Naviculaceae.